ACACAUUCCUUCAACUAGCUCAUACAAACCAACACUACAUGUUUCAAGAGAAGAAGAGAAUGCACUACCAAGUGGAGGCUGCAGCUGCAUGGAGCUACUACAUGAGGGUUCGGAGCAUGGAAGAGGAUCAAAUGGAGAGGGUGGCGAGGCUGGCUUCUCAGAGUGCUGUGGUGAUUUUCAGUGUGAGUAGCUGCUGCAUGUGCCAUGCAAUGAAGAGGCUCUUCUGUGGCAUGGGAGUUAACCCUACUGUUCAUGAGCUCGACCAUGACCCUAAAGGCAAAGACAUGGAGACUGCACUCAUGAGGCUUCUUGGCAAUGGAUCAAUCAACUCCACUGCAGUUCCUGUGGUCUUCAUUGGAGGGAAGCUUGUUGGAUCCAUGGAUAGGGUUUUGGCCUUUCACAUUGGUGGCACCCUUGUUCCACUUCUCAAACAAGCUGGUGCUUUGUGGCUUUGAAAUAAAAAUAAGAGACAUUGCUGCUCUUGUCUCCGGAAUCCAACAUGUUAUCCUUAUACAUGAGAAUUAUGAUACUAGCUUGCAUGCGAAGAAACUAGAAAAUUAGUAGGAAAAAUAAAGUUUAAGGCCUUUCAAUUCUAACCACCAGUUUUAUCUGUUGUAAGGAUCUCACAAUUAGUUCCCAAGUGGAAGAAAGAAACUGAUUUCUCUCCAUUUUUCUUUUGCUUAUGUGAUUUGUCGUUUCGUUAUUGUGCUUUGUAGUUUGUAUAAAGAAGCACAUGUAUUA
This is a messenger RNA of Cajanus cajan (pigeon pea), 741 nucleotides long. RefSeq names its product glutaredoxin-C1. The record is from RefSeq and is a predicted model, not a curated record. NCBI's taxonomy places the organism in Eukaryota, Viridiplantae, Streptophyta, Magnoliopsida, Fabales, Fabaceae.